Molecule: messenger RNA, 3600 nt
Organism: Rotaria sp. Silwood2
Lineage: Eukaryota; Metazoa; Rotifera; Eurotatoria; Philodinida; Philodinidae
Source: the annotation of a GenBank genome assembly
AUGACAUCAUCAUUCUUGUUGGGCCCAACUCACAUGCCUAACGACAUUGGAGCGCAAGAUCAGCCUCCCUCGUACAAAGAAAUAUAUGGUACGGAAACUCAUAAUUUAAAUUCUUCGCAAAUAGCAUCUUCGUCUGCUGCUGCUGCACAGCCUGAAACAAACUUACCCUCAGCUCUAAAUUCCACAAUUUCUUCCACAUCAGACCCUAUAACUCCGGUUAAUGGCAGAUCUGAGUCUAAUGGCAUGAUACCUUCAAGUCAGACAAAUAAAAGCACCGACGAAACGAGUCCCCACCAAUUAACUUCUACCGAAGAAAGCUUGUCGACAGCUUCCAAGAAAACCGAAGAAAAUACACCAGCCAAUUUAGAAAGAGAAAACACCGAAAGCAACAUUUCUCCGAGCACAAAUCCAGACGACAUAACGCUUACCAUAGUUGUCAACAGCAGUCCAGAAAAUAACGUCAAGGCUGAAAACAAUGCUUUUACCAACACAUCUGCCGGUACUGAAUCACAAAUUAAAUUGUUCCCUUCUAACACACUUCAGCUACAACCAAACACCUUAGAUUCGAAAAAUGGAAUUUGUUCAAUGUCAGCUCGUGAAGUCGUCACUGAAAACUCUCCCACAUCACCCGAUGUUACUACGCGGGAACCCAAUGCUCCUUUGAAUGAUCACAAAAAUAUGCCCAACACAGAUGCACAAGAAAAUACGAGUUCAAACUCAUUAGCAACACUACCUUCAGAAGAUAUUAUUUCAUCUUCACACACUUCCAAAUCACCAUCGACGUUCACAAAUAACAUUAAACCACAAUCCGAUUCAACCUCAUCAACACACAGCUCUCCGCAAACGGCCAAUAGCAGUAGUGAAAAUUCAAUUGGCCAGAUUAACAAAGUGGAAAGUUCUAGAAAAAACGCUGUUACAUUAACAAGUUUUCCAGUACCUACUGAGGAGAAAGCUGAACCGGAAAAAGGCAUAAGUAAAGAAGGAAAUCCGACACUUAGCAUUGUUAAAUCAAAAAAGAAAAGUAGUGCAAAUUCAUCCGCAAAUAAACAACAAAACAGUGAAUUUGAACUUGUUCGUUCCUGCAUUCCACUGGAUAUUCUUAAAAAUAGCCGUACAUCAACAGCAAAAAAGUUCGAAUUGAAAGAUCUGGUACAAGCUGGUGAACUAAUUUAUACUGAAAAAUCUUUGACGAACAUCUUAGAAGAUGCAUUGAAAGCAUAUCAAAACCAUAAAUAUUUCUCUCAGCUAGUUUGUGAUCUGUUAAUAACAAUCAUGUAUCUUCUAAAACGACAACAAAAUCUGACAGCAUUUAUGACAACACUAUAUUCCCUGGGUAUGGCCACUUCAGGCAUCGUAACGGACAAAUCUUUAUUAAAAAUUCUGUCAAAAAUUAGUUUGCGAAUGCUCAUCGAUAUCUUGCUACGAAACUCGGAUGCACUCGUGUGUAGAGUAAUUAUGUCACUGCUAAGCAGACAAAAUCCCGCACCACUAAUAAAUUUGGCAACAGAAGAAACAAAAAUUUUGCCACAAAUUUAUCAUUUAUGGGAUACAACAACUCCCACUGUGCUAUCUUUUGGUGUUGGAUCGUGUCCGGGUAAAUCAUCUUUACUCAAAAAAUUAUUCAUGUCAUCGUUUGAAGAACAUCAAAAAAGUAUCUAUUUUCAAAACACCAUUGAUAUUGACUUUGGCUACAAUUUUAUUGAUAAAAGACGUGUGAAUGUUGCCGAUACACAUGGCGAACCGCCGAAGCAGCUUAUCCUAGACAUUCAUCAUCUGUUCGAAGGUUUUCUCAUACAAGUCAUGCAUAAAUUUGCUCAAGACAAUGCUAAUUUAAUUUCAGAAUUUUUGAACGCCUUACCUGUUGAUAAAUUCAAAAUGCUUAUUAUACGGGAUUUUAUUGAAGAUAAAGGCUCUUCUGAUUCUGACGAAUCUUCAGAUGAUUCAGCUGCUGACCAACCUGUUGUUUUAUCAACAGCAGCUUCAACAGGCGAUAAAUUUCUAUUCCCCAAUGUUCCAAAUCUAAAUCUCAAAGAUCAAGAACAUUGGAUCAACAAACUUCGGUCUGAAAUCUUUGAUAAAUUACUUAGUUCAUCAAAACGUGCCGGAUUUCUAGCCAAUUCACCACGUAUAAUGCAAGAGCAGAAGUCAAAAACUAUAACAAAACUGAUGAACGACAGUGAUCGUAGUGCUAUGGACCAUGGCGCCCGUACAAUUUAUUCUUUAAAAAGCAAUUUAUUAGAUGCAAGCUCAAAAAACGCUGAGUACGGUUAUCCUGUCUAUUCUCUGUUUGUAAAAUAUCGUAAAACAAUGAAAGAACUGACGAAAAUCACUUUUUAUGGUGCGAGAAGUAAUGAAAUGCUCAAGCUUCAAAGUGAAAGUGUUACGUUUGAGCAAGAACUAAAGAAAACAAAGGGGGAUGAAUGCGGUGUCAUUUUUAAUGAUUUUGUUCGUCUUCUUCAACAAGAUUACCGCUUAAUGAAUUUGGAUAUUCUUUCAGCUGAAUUGAAACUUUCCAAAAAUUUAUUUCUACGAGAAAAUGAGUUUGCUGGUGACAUUUCGAUUGAAAAAGUGUUUUCUCUUGAAGUUUUAUGGCGAAAUGCAAUUGUCUGUUAUCAAUAUCAAAAAAACAGUAUCCGAGAAAUUAUUAAAACUAGUUAUCAGCAGUACAUUGAAGCCGGUUUUCCCUUUGAAAUCGUCGAUGGUGACAACUUCUACUUGCACCAUGAAUUUCUAUCGUGUGCAUUAUCUUUGUUUGCACGGAAAAGAGUGUUGGUAAUAAGUAUCAUCGGUCCACAGAAUAGUGGUAAAAGUACACUAUUGAACUAUAUGUUCGGCACUCUUUUUGAUGUUCGUAACGGAAGAUGCACGCGUGGAAUUUACGGAUCACUUGCAAAAUCGAAUUCGAAAGAUUUUGAUUACAUUAUGCUAAUCGACACCGAAGGUCUAUCAUCCGGUGAGAAAUGUGAUCUUGAAUAUGAUCGACGAAUUGUACUAUUCUGCCUGGCUGUCUCUCACUUAGUCAUAGUGAAUGUCACUAAUUUAACCAGUGAACUGAAUAAUUUAGUAAUACUGUGUGCACAUUCUCUGCAAAACAUUGGAGUCAGUCGAGUUCCAGAACCCAUGGUCCAUUUUGUUAUAAAUCAACAGCAAGGCAAGUUGGAUGGCGCAAAGGAUGAAAAAGCGAUGGAAGGUCUGUUAAGUUUGUUAAGAGAACACAAUCUGCAAGAUGUGAUCAAAGUUACAAAAGAAACCUUCCACUCUUUGCCACUAGCUUACAAAACUGAACGACUCUGUGAACAAGAUAAAGACUCGCCGAAUGCUGUACGAACAAUGCCAAAUUUUAUUGAACUUGCUCAGCUGUUGUGCGGAACUUUGAUGAGUUCUGCGAAAACAUGUUUUGAAAAAAGUAAAACUAUUUUCUCAGACCCAGAACAGUGGCUAGAUUUUGCCAAGACAAUAUUUGACAUUUUGUUAAAAUUUCCUGAUUUAACAUAUUUCACCGAUAUUUAUGAAAAAACACAAGACGAGGAAAGUCGUAAUCACAUUCGUCAUGAAAUCGAAAAAAAACUACCGCCAGAACGAUUACGGAAAUUUGGAUAA